AUGGCAACCCGUGAAGACUGGGAUGAAAUUCGAUAUGCUCGCCGUGAGGACGAGGACGACGAUAACGAGGAGAACCACAACGAGAACUAUGACGAUUACUACAACGCCAUCCAUAACGACAACAACUAUCAUGACGCCUACGAAACAGCUAUAGAUGACCUAGACCGCCAGUACGAGCACGAACAGUACUAUGAAGCUCAACAAAGGGCAAAGGAGCUCUAUGGAGAAUACUCGGAUGACGAACCUGAUGAGGAGGAUCUGGAUGCUCUUCAUGCUCAUGCCGAUCUGCAGGAAAGAGCAAGAGCAGCUGCUUGCGAUGUUGCCGCACAGAGAUAUACCUGGCACGGGCGUUGGGACGAAGAGGAUCAUGAGGGCCAUGAGCAGCAAGCAGACGGGUGGGCGAACAAAGCAAGGCAUAUUUGGGAAGACAGAGAUCUUCGGACUCUAGAGGAAGAGCAUGAUCGAAUUGACAGACAGCAUGCUUUCGGGCGUGGCAUGCUGGCAGGCUAUCAGCAUGACGACCAGCAAGAUAGGGAAAACGAGGAGAAUAGCCUUGAUUCGGACGAUGACACGUUGGGCAUGGACAUGUUUGACCGUGGUUCUUAG
Exophiala bonariae is the source of this 606-nucleotide messenger RNA. RefSeq lists its product as uncharacterized. The record is from RefSeq and is a predicted model, not a curated record. The transcript has 3 exons. The coding region runs from base 1 to 606 and encodes 201 amino acids. Lineage: Eukaryota; Fungi; Ascomycota; Eurotiomycetes; Chaetothyriales; Herpotrichiellaceae.